Pristis pectinata (smalltooth sawfish) is the source of this 10830-nucleotide messenger RNA. Its product is annotated as zinc finger protein 281-like. The record is from RefSeq and is a predicted model, not a curated record. Gene Ontology annotation, molecular function: DNA-binding transcription factor activity, RNA polymerase II-specific; RNA polymerase II cis-regulatory region sequence-specific DNA binding. Bases 228 to 2591 code for a protein of 787 amino acids. Lineage: Eukaryota; Metazoa; Chordata; Chondrichthyes; Rhinopristiformes; Pristidae. The transcript is spliced from 7 exons. Gene Ontology annotation, biological process: regulation of transcription by RNA polymerase II.
GGGGUAAGGGCGGGAGUUCGGCAAAGCUCGGCUCCGCUCGGCUCUUCUCGUGGUUGUCCCCAUCCGAGCUCCCGUAUUACCCGGCGUGCAGCUUGAGGCAAGAUGGAGGAGCCGAGCGGCUGAGGGAUGUUGACAAACUAGAGACCGAAUCGGGCCUUAAAUCGGGGGGAGCGGCGAUGCGAGGAGUGUGCUGUCAAUCUGGCUUUGAAUAAUUUUAGACCUACAUCAUGAGCAUUGUUCACGACAAAUUAGGUAACGAAUUCCUCAGGAACGGUGGGAUGGAACCAAACUUUUCUUCUGGCAUGAUCAUGUUCAGUCACCUCCCACCAAUCACAAAUUUUUCCAGCCUCGCUGCUCAUUCUGUCACACCAUCUGUACCUCAGGAUUUGAUCCUCAAAAAAGAUCCUGAUGCUCCAGCAGAAAAGUACCCAUCAGAAUAUGUGCAGCCCAUCUCGGAUGUUAAAGAGAAAAAGUUCUCCGCGCAUGAUGGAUUUUUAUUUUUUAAGAAUAAGCUUCUUGAGGAAGAGGAGAUGGGCAGGGGACAGAACAUCUUGACCCACAACCUAACUCAUACUGGUGUAUCACAAGUCAGAUAUGAAAAAGAUUACCUCACUGUUCCAAAACAAGGGACUGUUAAGAGGGCAAAGAAACAAAAUUCCCAAUCUCAGGAUACGAAACCCAAGCGGAAACGAAGUGAAACGUCCAAGUCUUCAGCAGGUGGAGAUGGUACCAAUCUUUUACAUGGUCCGAAGGUUCACAUAUGUGAGCAUUGCUGUGCCUCCUUUCGUAGUUCUUACCACCUUCGUCGCCACGUCCUCAUUCACACUGGUGAACGGCCUUUCCAAUGUAGCCAGUGUAAUAUGUGCUUCAUUCAGAAGUAUCUCCUUCAGAGGCAUGAGAAGAUCCACAGUGGAGAGAAGCCGUUCUGUUGUGAUCAGUGUAAUAUGAGAUUCAUCCAGAAAUAUCACAUGGAAAGACAUAAACGGACACACAGUGGAGAAAAGCCUUAUCAGUGCCACACUUGCCAACAGUAUUUUUCCAGAACAGAUAGGUUAUUAAAGCACAGACGUACAUGUGGUGAAGUCCUUGGAAAAAGUGAAAAUGGAAUGGAACCUGGACCAUCUGGUCAAAUUGGAAAUGGUUGUUUCACUUCAUCUCAGGGAACGACAGGAGCACGCAAAAAAGCAAAAUCUAAAGCUACAUCUCAGGAGACCAAGGACAAGGCAGUCCGUAAAAAGAAUAAAUCUAACAUGUCUGAACUGCAAAGUAGCUUAACCAGCUGCAAAGAUAAAUUGUCUGUGUAUAACAUGCAUGAAUAUGCUGUUGAAAUGCCAAUGGGGUCCUCCAGCAUAAAGUUGGGAAGUACAAGUGAAGAGGAUUUACAAACAAGAGCACCUAAAUUGGUAAUUAAAAAAGUAAAUCGGAAGAGCCCUCAAAGGACAGGUCUGAACAAUGCAGCACAUCUUGUUAUACCUGCCACGGAGCUGAUGAGGCAAAAGUUGAUGGCUAAUAAACAAGGGACUGUGGAAUUGAACAGCAACACCAGCAUGGAUAAUAUCGUCUUGCUGCAGAAUACAGGCAAUAAAACAGAACAGGCUAGUAACUGCAACUAUGAUGAUGCUAUGCAGUUUUUUAAGAAAAAAAGAUAUUUGCAAGCUGCCUCCAGUAACAAUGACUAUGCAGUGAGUAUAGGACAAAUGGCAUCUCAGCAGUCUGUAAUCCAGGCAGCAGUUGCCAGUGUGAUGGAUAACGAAACCUCACUUACACUGCUGGAUUCUUCUCCAAUGAAUGUGGAUGUGAAAGUUUGUCAUGAGAAGUCUGGAAUUCCAGAUGAAGUCCUUCAGAGCCUUUUAGACCAAUAUUCCCACAAACACGAGGGCCAGCACGAUGUUCCUUUUGAUAUUGCUGACCAACAUAUGCCAAUCCAUUCUUCGGGAGAAAAUCCAGAGAUGCAUGAGGAAGCCGUUUGCUCUGAACCACAUACGUCUCGUAGUGACAAAACAGGAAUGCUCCAAGAAUAUUCUAAGUACCUCCAGCAAGCUUUAGAAAGAACGAGUCAAGGCGAUGGGUUUUCAUUAACCCCAGGGAUGCAGUUUUGUCCCAGUAGUCUUCCAUCAAGUCUCCCCAGCCAUAACUUAUUCCCUGAUAAACAGGCUUACACAACACCUGCACUUGAGUGUGGUUUCAGUCCAUCUAUUACCUCAGUGUUGCCAACCACCUCACCAAAACCACAUUUUGGUUUGUUGGUUGGAAGUUCCCAACCUGGCAUUCACUUUCCCAGUACAGAAACUGCUCAUCAAAGGCUGACGCCAUCUCAGGAGUUGGUUGGGCAGCUGGAACAACAAAAGAACUUGGAGGGUAGCCUGAAUCAUCAGGUCUAUCAGAUUGAGAAUUUUGCCCAGGCCUUUGGCUCUCAGUUCAAGUCAGGCGGUAGAGUGCCAAUGACCUUCAGCAGUGGCACCAGUGAAGAAGCAGGCCACCGAAUAAGGACUACAGUUUCUGAAUUCUCAGGGUACACUAAUUUGUUGUCUGAUGCUAAUGAGCCAAUUAGUACGGGAGCCAAGACUCCGACCAGCCAAAGUUACAGGUAAGGUCAUAAGAAUGACCAGGCUGGAGGGCCUUGAGUGCUUGAUACCAUGUUUUUAACCAUGUGUAAGCACAUUGCCAGUCCAAAUGUUUAUAUAUCAGGUUCUGAGAAAAAAAUGAAAAAAAUUAAUGAAGCCCUUCCAAUGCAACAUUUUACCAUUUUGUUUGGUGCAUUCAGUCUGUAAUCAUGUUAGAACAGUUUGUAUUAGGAAUAAAUUUUAAACACAGUGGAUAGGCAGAAAUUUAACUAAGUCUUGAUUUUUUUUUCUCAGUGGAUUGGAAAAUGUUUUAGCAAAAUAGCAUGACUUGGAUGGGGUUAAAUGUUUUUGUGGGAUUUGUUUUUUAAUUCAACUGUACCAUUAAUGGAAGAAGCAUAGCUGUUAGAACAUCAGGGAAAUGUUCAACAUACAAUAUUGAAAAAUAGAGACAUCAUUUCUAUUGAGCUAUGGCUCUUGUUUAUAGUACAACUCAGGAAACAUGAUGCAGUAAGGGGAGAUUUCUGUUGAAUCAAAUUCCACAAGCACUGACUUGAAAGGGGAACAGAACAUUGAUGUUAGAAAAAUUACAGUGUACAUCUGUGCAUUCAAGCACUUGGUCCCUGAAAACAGCUUUGAAACCACAAGGCAUCAGCCUCAUUGACUCAAAAGGAAUUAAUAAUUUGACCAAUUUCAUUUCAGUAUAGUAAUUAAAAAAAAAAGCUAAAAAUUUUUAAAAAUUAGGUAGAGCAACACUUUAUUUACCUCAUUCUACAUUUUAAAAGCCGUGAAUAGGCAGGUACCAAUGCAAGUAUCAGUAGUAAAAGUAGCAUGAAUCAACAUUGCGUAAAUGUAAUAAUUCCUGUUGGACGCUAUUGUUAAUGUUAGCAAUGUUUACAGGGAAAAAGAGAACUUUUGUUUUAGAAAAUUGUAAAGUACAGGGUGAAAGGAUGAAACCACAGUUCUGUACAGUGAAAUCUGCAAAGUAUAUUGAAAAGUUCAGUAUGCUAGAUCAUACUUAAGUCCUUUAUACAUUUCAUAGUGUUGCAAAAGAAUAGUGUUAUAAUUCAGAUUUACCCAUCAGUUUGAUAGGUAACCUGCUAAUAUAAUAGCCAUUAAAAGUGUGUGGUAAUUUGCUGCUUUGUUUUGAGUUGUAAGACCUUGGAAAAACAAGAAAUGGUCACAAGUAUCAAAUCUAGUUAAACCGACAAAUGCCUGGUUGGCCCAGUUGUAUAUAUUCAAAGUAAUUUUACUUUGAUCCUAUAUUCCAUCCUAAAUGCCUGAGGCCGUAAUUGAUUACAGUACAUAAGCUUCGUUAUUUAUAAUUCAUAAAUAGUUUGUGUAGUUUCAGGAAAUUGUCUUGUAAAGUUGCUAACCAUUAUAUUGUAUGUUUGGAGAAAGUUGUAUUUGACUUGAAUUAUUUCAAGGGUCAGUUAGAAAAUCUCCCUUAUCCAGAAAGAACAAAUGGAAUCCUAGGUAAACUCUGGUUGUGGUUUGUGUGUCUAGAGUCAAGAAUAUCUCCUCAGGAUCUUCAAAAUUUCAGACAUCAGAUGGUGCAUUGAUCGUAAAUUACCUAAGCAACAAUAAUCAUGAUCUGAAGCUUUCCCUAUUUAAUUAUCUUAACGUGAUGAUCUUUUGCCACAACCUGCUCACUUUGCUAACUCAGCCUAAUUCUAUGACAUUUCACCAUUAAGCAAGUUUAAUCUUUUAAACGAAUGCAAACUAAAUGGGAUAUAGGUUACCACCGUUUUUAAUUGAGUCAGCACCCUGCCUGUGUUUUGCUGUCGAGUUGGCCUAACAUUUUUGAUUUGGUCUUUGAAAGAACACGUCAUGAAGGAAAAGCUUUGCCCUAUAGCCAGUGUAAUGAAACUGUCAAAAUUAAAGCAUUGUAGGACUUCAAAUUUGCACAGACAAAUUAGGUUCAGAUGAAGGAAGCCCAAUUAGAUGAAACCUAUUGUCUUUCCUUUACAGUGACUUUACAGCGAACACUCUUGUUGGUAGCCCAUUGCAUUUAUCUUAGAUUCGUGCAUCAUAACUCUGAAUACUUUUGUCCUGCUACUGUGAAUUAUCUAAAAUUAUGGCUUUAUGUUUCUGUUCUCUGAUUUCUGUAUGUUACUUCGGUGAUCUCUCUUGAGGCUUAAGAGCUCCACAUAAUCAUCUUAUUCCUUAAAACAACAUCGUAUGGCACUAUUUAGUGACAACUGAUAAUUGUUCUUCACUUUAAAACGUUAACUCUUUUGUUCUGGGAAGGUGACUAGAUCCAGAUUUUAUCUUUUAAAAUAUCAUAGCAUAUUCAUUCUCUACAGAAUUCUCUGUUGCUUCCUAGCCUUCAGUAAUUGCUGCAGCAACUGAAGCUGGGAGGCAACAAAGAAAAAAAAAUGACACAAAUCCCUGUGUUUAACUGUGCAUUGGUCUACCCGAGCAAAGAUUACAUAUGCUUUAAAGUUUUCUUUAUCUUCCAUGAUACUUUGUCAGAAAAAGCUUUUUUGACUAGAAUGUUGAACCUAUUUUGACUCUAUUUCUGUUGUCAUCCAUGUCCUUCAUUUGAAAACCCCAGCUAUGUUCUGAGUAAGUGAAGUAAAGAAGGCAUGGAGGGGGUGAUGAGUGCCGGGGGGAGGGGGCUGUGGUUUAUUCCACAAUUUUUAAUACAUUUUUAAACUAACAAAAUUGCAUUUUGAAAAAAUUUGUUUUAUUGACUAUAAAAAUAAGGAGCUAAAGCUGCUAAGACAAUGGUAUAAAACUAAACUAUUCUAAAAGAGAUUUGGCUAUUUAUUGGAAGGGUAGUCGAUUUUGAAGGUGUUUGCAGUACGUUUUGAAUAUAGCCUGUCAACUAAAUUUGUAGUAGUCCAACAAUGUUGAAUGUCUAUUAAAAUUGACCGAAAUGUUACUUUAUUUUCUUGCUGUUCGUCGUGUUCAGCUAAACAUCAAACUUGCUUUAUGUAGAAAUUGUGACUUGCAGUAAAAUAUAUCUAUAAAAAGCUCCAUAAGUUGUUUUGGAUGCUUCCCUUGCAUUUCAGUUGAACCCUUAUUUUCAUGACUGCACUGGUGUGUGAUUUAAAGGUGACAACAAAGCUUUGUAUUUCAAAUAUUAAUGGGUUAAAUGAGAAACUUAUUUUUUAUAUACCAAAAAUCAAAAGCAAGUAUUUCAUUUUGAGCAAGAAUUGUCACUUCACAAUUUCAAACCUAACUUCUAUGCUAGAACAGAAUUCCAUCUUGUGGUUGGGAUAUCUUUCCCCUACUGAUAUGCAGUCACUGCUGAAUGAAGCUGUAGUUCUAUAGGACUAGGGCACUGCAGUCCUGACUUUGCAAUGGCAGUAAUGAACAGGCCAUACUAUGAGAGUAGUUGUACAAUGACGUCAUCCUAACAGUGAGGAAAAAAAAAAUCAAUAUGGUUUUCCAGCUUUGUAUGCCCUACCUUAUUGUCUUGACAUCUUGACUGAAGAAAUUUUCCAUGGGGCUAUUCUAGGAUUGAAACAAACCCAUUUAAAAAUAAAUGUUUUGUUAGAAUCUAAUGAGAUUAAAUCACUUAAAGUUGCUGUUUAUUCUUUCCCCACCAUGAUGCAAAUAGAGAAAACGAAAGAGACCAGUAAUGGUUAAUUCCAUUUUGUUACACACUUAUCUCUAAAAAUUAAUCUCCAAAAUAACCUAAAUUGAUUCCAUCAUUUAUUCUCUGAAGUGAGUACUUCAAAUUUUAUACCAAAUGAAGGAUGUCUACAAAUCAGUUUUCUGAUUUUAGUUGUUGUCCGAAGUGAGAUGGGAGUGUUCUUUGUAGUUUAAGGUAUUUGUUUUACUUUGACUUCUACUAUUGCCUUCGUGAUUGCACAGUUCAUUGCUUACUAGUUUUAAUCUCCAGUUACUUAUGUUAUCUGAUUGAAAUUACACAGGCCUGUUCCUAACCCUUUCGUUGUUUUCCCACCAGUUUUGAUUAUUACCUAUUCAAAAACUUGGUUUUGUAAUUUUGCCUUCCUUAUUUAAGGACACUGUCAAUCAUUGAAUCCAGUGCAUAGACUUCACAAUACCAUAGAGGAUGACAGUUACAAAACAUUUUCUGAUGAUUUGUUUUUAAAGUGACCAGAAUAUAUAAUCUUUUGCACUCUAUUUAGACUGCUUUUGUCAGAACAUUCUAAACUAAAUCAGAUACUGUAUAUAACUGCUCGAUUUCUGUAAAAUAUCUGUCAAAUCUGACUGGAUUAUCUGUUCUAACAGUUUGGCUAAUUGCAAGCUUCCAAUAGAUUAGGUGAAUUUUCUGAUAUUUUAAUAUUCAUGACAGAGAAUACAUUGCAUCAGAAGAAUCUUUCUUCCCGCACCUUCAUUUCAUUUUAAUACUAAUGUUUGACACCAUAAAACAACUUGCACACACAAAGGAACAUAUAACCUAAGAGUGUGUGUAUGUGUGAGACUAUGAAUAAUGAUCUGUAGUCAGUAAUAUUUUGCAUUGAAUUUUUGUAAAAUGUUCAACUGAUAAAAUUGAGUUUGGAUUUCAGGAACAUUCAGAUUGUAGUCACACUUAAUAUAAUUUGGUAUUUUUGUGUUGUUAUAUUUUUACCUUCAAUUCAAAAGUGAAUUGUUAGGAUAUUUGAUUAUCAACAUAGGGAGUAGGCCUCCUAUGACUUCAAAGCAAUAAUGAAUGUGGCACAGUAAAUUCCUGUUUCCAGCCUCCGUUGAUUAGGAUGGAACAAAGUUGAUUGUUCCUGCUCUAUUAGUACAACAGACCUCUGCUGUUUUUAAAAUCACAGACUUUAGAAAGGGUUUUCUUUAGUUCUCAUGCUCUGAUAACUCCUCCAUUGCUCUAUGUAUUUUAUUUACCAAGACUUUGUCAAUUUUGUUUAGUUUAAGGGCAUUACAGUGUCAUUUGCUGCUAGUAACCCAAAUCAGGCCGUAGUGCUAUCUUGAGUGGUUAAAACCUAGUUAUCAAAACGAUCACAAGUAAUUGUUGAUUGUCAGUCAACUGCCCAGUGUUAGAAUUCUUUUAAGUAUUACUGAAGUGAUAACUGUAGCAAUAAGUACAUUAGGAAGAACAAAUUUAUUCAGAUAUAAUAUGUAGCUGGAAAUGUUUAUUUCCUCGUAGCUGGCCUAAAAUUUAUCCCUUCUAAAUUCACUGGACCAAUUUGUCAGAUGUUUUUUGAGCAUAAUUGUUAAGGUUCAAGUUAUUAGAACCAAUGUUGUUACUACAAUGAAUUAUUGUAUUUCAUUCACACAUUUUGGGAAUAAUAUGGAUGAAUUUGGACUUGUAGUAGUUAGUUAGGAAAAUACUGGCAUUGCCUUGAAGGAAAUCUCCUCCAGAAACUGCUGCUAAAUUUAGCAGGCAGGUUUUGCAAGGUGAAAUCACCACAGAUAAAAUUAAAUCUGUUAUUUCCACAGUAUUUGAUAUUAAGCAUUCUUGUAAAAUACUGGUUGCCUGGAAAUUAUCCCAGUAUGAGAUCACUAAUCAAUUAUAUUAAUAUUCAAUACAACUGUUUCAAUUUUUAAAAAAAAGCUUUUUCAAUUAUUGGUUUCAUCUGAAAGAUUUUGUUUCUAAACAGGGAAGACAGUAAUGCAGUGUGACUUAAAAUAACUUUGUUUUCUGCAAGGUCACUGAACAAACUACAUGAAUAGCUUCCUAAGUAGCUGAGUUAUGUGGGAAAUUAACUUUCUUGUUUAAGGCUUUAAAAAGCUAGUGAUUAAAAUACCAUGGUGAAAUCAGACUUUGUUUUUAAACCAGUAAUUUCAUUCAAUGUGUAAUACUCUCAGAAUAUUGUAUGCGUCUUUUUUUAAUGUGUGAUAAUUAAAGGGGCACUGUGAAACCUGGCCUCCUAGCUACAAGAUUCAUAAUCCGAGAACUUGCAGACAAAUGAACCUCGUGGAAGGGCUGUUAGAGAACGAAUAUUCAAGUUGAAAAUUAUUUAACACUGUUUAUCAGGAUGGUUUGUUCUGGCUAUCUGGAGCACGAAUUUGAGUAAAAGGCAAUAAAGUGUGGGCUGCACUCUUUCCUGUGGUUAUGUUCAUCACUUAGUUUUUAACCUUCAUAUGGAGCAGAUGAAUUUUGUUUUAGAAUUUGGGAUCUGAGAAUUUAUUUCAGGGUUUAAUUUCAAAUGAAAGGACACUAGACUUCAAAAAAAAUUUUAAAUCUGGAUGAUAUUCCACUUCCUGUGUUAUUUUAAAUCAUAUUCUCAUAUUGAAAGCCUUUAAUAUGGGGUUGCCUUUGUAGCACUGAAUAGUUCAGCAAAGGAUUCCAUUUUUAAAUAUUCAGAGCUGUCUGUAGUAUUUAACUUUUUUCCUUGUGCAUUUAUUUUAAGAAGACAAAUUUGCAAGAUUUUAACAUUUUAAUUAUAUAGCGUGGUGGUAAUAGAGAAUUAAGGUCAGCAUUCCCUUUCUCACUCUCACAAGCAGUUGAAUAAUGUUUUGCAGGUUAAGGGGUUAAAGAACACUAAUUCUGAAAGAACUCUGAAAUUACUGUUAGAUUCCUGUUCACAUUUGGACCAACUUCAUAAUGAUUUGAGGAAAACCUUUUUUACAUCACAUCUGGUUUAUAAAUGCUAGUUGAAUUCCUGGAGGUUUCAUGGCAUGACUAUCUACCUCCAACUCUCCACCCAGUCAAUUAAUCUUCAUUUUGUUAGUUGUAAGAAUUUGUGGGGGAAUAAAAGUAAUUAGCCUGAUGAUUUAUUUUUCUCUUGGGUUAGUGUCUGAUAGAUUCAUCUUUAAUUCCCGGAAACUUCAGACUGAUCCUGGAGAGUUGAUGGUCCUGAUUGCUCUUGAUACCCUAAGAGUUAUUUAGUAGUCGUCCUCAAGUCAGGAAAACCCUUGGCAAUAUGAAAAUAACAGUACAGAUAUUGUUGAUAAUUAAUCCAGGUGGAGAUCUAUGCAAUAUUUUUCAUAAAUGCACCAUAUUUCUUUCCUACUAAAGAUAUUUCUCAGAUUACAACUUUUAAGAUGGCAUUAGCAAUACCUUGAUCUUUACACAGCUGGGUAUGUAUGAAAGCAUGGAUACUAUGCUGAUCUCUUGUGGAGCCACAGAUAAACAUUGUUUAUCAAAAGCCAUUACAGUGUAUGCCUUGUAAAUAUUAUACAUUAAUUAUUAAUACUUUCACCAGAAUUCAGAUAAUGUGAAUGUUCAUAGGUAGAUUUUUUCAAGUGUUGAAACAGCAAUUAUCAAAUUUAUUGACUACUUAUCCUGUUGUUCUCAUGAGGUGUGAAAAAGCUGGAGUCAGUGAUUUGUUACACCGAAACAGGGGUUACUUUUUAAGAGCUGAAACAAUUUCACAGUAAAAUUGCAUGCAAAGCAAGACUUUAGUCCAUGUUCUCUUCAAACCAGCAAGACAGUACAUAUGCAGGACAAGUGAUUUUUAAAUCUCUUAGCUGAAGCACCAACUCAUUUGUGUCUAUCGUCAUCCAGCCUCAAUGAAUUACUGCAUGACCGUCACACUGGCUUAUACUCUUCCAACUGUAGAGCCAUCACAUUGCACUCAGUAUCCCAGCCAGAGAGCCUUGCACCCUCAAGGAUCCACCGCACCAGUUAUGGCAUUCCCUUCUACAUUGUAACUCUUUUAAUAAAAGUUGAUAAUUACAUCAGGAACUCAGUAACAAAAUAAUAUCAUUGCACUCUUGUCUAUUAACCCAGAAAUGGUUGAGGAUGCCUCUUUUGCUUGCCACAUCAAAUCAGUUCAUCACACCUUUUCUAAAAGACUCAAUAAAUGUGCAAGUUUAGAUUUCCAAAAAAGAAAUUCACAUAUUGCAGUUAAAGGGAGUAAAGUUUGUUAUUUUUGCACAUGACUUGUUCUCAACCUGUGUAGAGGUAAAAAUAUUAUGUCAUGGACAUGAGUGAAGGGAACUGAAGAGGUGAGGGUUCUACAGUAAUGGUGUACUUAGAAAGCAUGUCACAAAAUGGGGAUUUAAAGCCACAUUUGCAGUAUUAAAGCACCAAAAACAUUUGCAAAAUUUUUUAACCAGGAAAGUCUGUUGUCUCUAUUUAAACCAUUAGCCUUAUAUAUUAACAUACCACAUUUACCUCACAAUAGCAGUUUUUGUAGAAAGUGUUUAAUUGUGCAUUUUUUUUUACAAGUUUGUAAGGAAACUGUUUACUUCCACUCAUUAUGUGAAAUAUAUUUGUAUUAUGCAAGGACCCUUCUGUUACCAUUGAGCAGUGUAUCUUAUUUACUUCACACUUGAUUGAAAUUAUGUAAUGGAUUAUGUCUUUUACCUUUUUUUCCUGUUUGUAUAGAUCAUGAGAUAUUUCAUGUGAACUUUCUUAAUGGUCAAUUUAGUGUGUGUGGUGCACCGUUUAUGACAUCAA